AUGGCUCGCCACAGCCGCAAAUUCAAAAAUCUUGGAGAGCAAGUCGCCCCCGAGAACCUCAAACAGUUUCUCGAAUAUACAAAGGAGUUUAUUCAAGCUCUGGAAAAAGAGCCCGACGCGAUUCGACCCCUCGAAAGGUUGAUUUCAUACUCGCCAGAUUCUCCAAUCAUUAUCUCAUCCGAUGAUGAUGACUCGCUACGUCAGAUGGACAUCAGAGGGUUUAUGCUGCCCACAUCUACACCGAUGAAAUCAUGGGAAACUCUUCCCAAUUUAACUCUGACCCCGAUAAACCCAGAAAUCAAACGCGAUGAGUCGACGGUGCAAAUUCGCAAUCGAUUAGAUUUCGAUGCGAAUUCAACUAUCGACUCGGUUGAAAAUCUGCAACCAAAGCAACCAAAAUCAUCACUCAUCAACGCUGUGCCAAUCAUCAAUGGCGAACCUUCAACUAAAUCUCGAAAAAGAAAGAAUUCUGAAUCCACCGACAUUCUCCCGGCUAAAAAAUCGAUGACAGAGCAAGUCGACGAGCUGAUGCAGAAAACACUAGACAAAUUCAGCGACAGCGGAUUAGAUUAUCUGAGCGACGCAGAUGUCACUCAGUUUCUUUCCACCCUCGAAAAGGAGGAAAAAAUAAAAGAAGAAAGGUCUAUUGAGCAAGAGCUUGGAAAUGUCAGCUGCUUCGACGAAUUUCUGGAAUUCUGUAACCAGGCCUAA
This is a messenger RNA of Oikopleura dioica, 711 nucleotides long. The record is from the annotation of a GenBank genome assembly. NCBI's taxonomy places the organism in Eukaryota, Metazoa, Chordata, Appendicularia, Copelata, Oikopleuridae.